Molecule: messenger RNA, 1205 nt
Organism: Cuscuta campestris
Lineage: Eukaryota; Viridiplantae; Streptophyta; Magnoliopsida; Solanales; Convolvulaceae
Source: the annotation of a GenBank genome assembly
CUCUAACGUUGCUGUCAAACGGAGCCAUAAUAUAUACACAUGGCAGUAAUUUAAUGGAAGGGUACCCUCUCUCAUUUGCUUGGGCAUGCGAGAAACACCCGUUCUAUUUACUCACCUCUCUCAUUUCUCGUUUUUAUUUCCACUUUCAAUUACACCAGCCCCGGUCGUCGUCUUCCUUCUCCGCCGAUGUCGUCUCUUUCCUUCACCGCCACCGUCUUCAUCCUCUGUCGCCUCAGAAGCCAUUUGUGCGGAUGUCGUCUUUGUCGUGGUCAUCAUUCUUCGCUUAGGGCUUAUACCUCCCUUCUCAGAUCGGAUUCUCCUUCCAUCAGAUUUGUGUCCAUAAGAUUUGUGUACCUCGAUCAAUUGAGAGACGAAGGCCAAGCAACCAGAGAUAUAACCCAUUUGGGGGCUGCGAUCUAUUGCUUUCUCUCCUCCAUCAUUGUUUUGUCCAUUCCUUGUUAUUUGGCUGUUGUAUUGCUCUUUUGCUUCUUGCUCUAAUCAAUUGGUGCUGCUGGUCUAUUUAGUGUAUUUGGGUAAGAUACUUAGAGUUUUUUUUUUUCUUUUGAAAAUUUAUUUAAAGCAGUUGGAACUUUGAAAAGCACCCUUUUGCAGAGACUAAAAUUGUGAUGCAGGAGGUUAUGACAUGGAGGAAAAAGAUACAAGGGCAUAUGAAAUAAGGCAACUGCCUGCAACAUAAUGGUCUGCGACCUCUUCUAAGAAAAAGCGCCAAAAACGAGUAGCUCUAUGAGUGGGAAGACUCUAUUAAAUGGUUGUACUCUGAAACGUGCCAUGGUCGUUCAGAUUAACUAGAAGAUGAUGAAAUUCGCCAUGAUUAAAGAUUUGUACUCUGAAUCUGUUCGACUAAGGCAAGGCCAGUAUUUCCUUUCUCACAUGUACCAUGUGCAUCUUUAUUUUUAUUUGGAGAAAAAUAAGAAGUGAUAUCUGUUUUGCUUUUGUGAUGCAUACAUCUUUUAAAGAGCAUGUUUAAUGUCAACCAGAGGCCAAAAACGAGUAGCUCUAUGAGUGGGAAGACUCUAUUAAAUGGUUGUACUCUGAAACGUGCCAUGGUCGUUCAGAUUAACUAGAAGAUGAUGAAAUUCGCCAUGAUUAAAGAUUUGUACUCUGAAUCUGUUCGACUAAGGCAAGGCCAGUAUUUCCUUUCUCACAUGUACCAUGUGCAUCUUUAUUUUUAUUUGGAGAAAAAU